Messenger RNA from Frankliniella occidentalis (western flower thrips), 2158 nucleotides. Its product is annotated as protein bric-a-brac 2. Gene Ontology annotation, molecular function: protein binding; DNA binding. The record is from RefSeq and is a predicted model, not a curated record. The transcript is spliced from 8 exons. Gene Ontology annotation, biological process: regulation of transcription by RNA polymerase II. The coding region runs from base 212 to 1453 and encodes 413 amino acids. Lineage: Eukaryota; Metazoa; Arthropoda; Insecta; Thysanoptera; Thripidae. Gene Ontology annotation, cellular component: nucleus.
ACUUCAAGAGGAAAAAAAAAAAAAAAAAAAGCAGCAGCAGCAGACUACAGCAGACGGACGAAUUUCACCAAGAUGUACCUGGUCAUUGAUGUAAACAGCCGUCUAUUUUGAUUUUGGGAGAAGAGCACUCUGUCAUCAUUGACAUUUGGUGUUGAAUUGGAUCCUAUAACAAGGGCCGUGAGGUCUAUUUCUGUGACAUAUCGUGUGUAAGAUGUCUGAGCUACAAGACUUUUGUUUGAGAUGGUCAAGUUACUCUCAACAAUUGAGCGAAGCUUUGAGAACUCUUCUUGAUCGAGAACUGCUUGUUGAUGUGACUCUGGCCUGUGAUGGGCGAUCAUUACGUGCCCACCGGGCUGUUCUUUCAGCCUGCUCCACAUAUUUCCAGGAGCUUUUUCAAGAAAGCAGCCACCCACAUCCUAUAGUUAUUUUGAAAGACGUGAGAUACCAGGAAUUAGAAGCUUUGGUCAAAUUCAUGUAUCAUGGUGAAGUGACUGUGAACAAUGAUAUACUGCCAGGCUUUCUACGAACUGCUGAAACACUUCAUAUUCGAGGAUUGACUGACAGUGCCCUAUCCAGUAACACCUCAACAAUAAGUCCCUUAAAGCAGAUUGCAAACGGUAACAGACGGUCUCUGGAUGAAGAUGGGAAUGCAGUUGAUCAUGAUCCAACUUCAUCAAUCAACAGAAUUUCACCUGUAAAUGUGAAACGCAUCAAAACAGAACAGCAGAACACUUCACAAUACCAACACUCUGUAAGACAUCUGCCACAUCAAGAUCUUGACGGAAGUAUUGGAAAUGAAGGUAGUGCCGAUGAAGGAACUGUUCCUGACCAAGACUGUUCAAUUAGAUCAGAAGAUCUCUCACAUAUUCAUUCAGAGCAAUAUGCAGUACAGAGAACAAUUACAUCUUUGGAUGGGCUUAGUCAGCUUGUGAUGCCAGUCAUGCAGGAUGAUUCUUCUCACAGUCCUACUUAUGGUGGAGUUUGCGCCAACAUUCAAAAUCAACACCAUCCUCAGAUACCUCAAGCACCAUCGCUCCAGCAUCAAAUAACACAUGCUAGCAACAAUGCUGGAUCAGCAGGGGGUGGCAGUACAAGUCGACCAUAUCGACAUAGGGUACUGUACAACCAGGAUCAACUCCUGCAAUUGGAAGCUUGGUAUCGUCAAGAUAGGUAUCCCAGUGGAGCCCUGAUGCGUGAGUAUGCAGACACUUUAGCUGCAAUGGUACCUAACACGCCAGGGAGUAUUGGUGCACACCCUAUGAGGCAAAAUGUUGAUUACUGGUUCCAAAAUAGAAGACGCAAGGACUUCCAUCCAGAGGUCAUGCAACAGCGAGAGAAAAAGAAGUUAGCUAAAACACUUUGGGGAAACUACAAUGGAAUCCCAGCACCUGGUGCAAACUUAGGAGAAGCUUCAAACAGUUCACACCAUGAUGAUUUACCCAGCACAAGGUGAUGUGGCAUCACACCUAAAUGACAUUUUUAUCUUGUGACUCUGUAAAAUGUGAUCAAUGCGGAUCAAUGUCAUUUAUGUUUUCACUUUAUUUCUAAACUUGUCUGUUCUGUGUAAUUAUUUUUACCAAAGACUUGCUUUUUCCUCACAUUAUCCAAUCUGCAAAUGGUUGAAAGAAUUGUGCCAUUUAUUAAUUGUUUAGACUCCUGUGUACCUGUCCGUUUCCUUGGAUCUAGUAUCAGAGUAUGAUAGUUUCCUCACAAUUUAUGUACCUGCCAAAUUUAUUAGGGCAGAAACUGUGAAUCAGCUUUUUUCAUGUUUAAUUUCUUCUUAUUCAGAAAAUUUGUUUGGAUUGUGUUGGUCUGUUCAGAAAAUAAGGUUUUGGAAUUAUGUUAUUGUAGUAUUGUAGUAUAAUGAUAUUCCUUUGAGUUGUAUUUUGCAUUAAUAUUUGGCUUUCAUUGUUUGUAAAUACAACAUUGUAAUUAGUUUUUAUAAUGGUUUCUUUACCUUGAUUUUUGUGCUGUAUUGAAACUACUCAUCUAGAGAGAUUGUAAUUUUUUUUUACACUUGUCAUUUUUUUCUUCUUUUUUAAACUGUUGUUUUGGUGUUAUUUGUUAUUGCAUUUAUAAGAUCUAGUCUUCAAUAAAUAUAGACUAUGGAAAUCAUGGAAAAAUAUUUUCAUGAACUACUGUCAGUACAUCUUUUUAA